Capsicum annuum is the source of this 546-nucleotide messenger RNA. RefSeq lists its product as uncharacterized. The transcript has a single exon. Bases 1 to 546 code for a protein of 181 amino acids. The record is from RefSeq and is a predicted model, not a curated record. NCBI's taxonomy places the organism in Eukaryota, Viridiplantae, Streptophyta, Magnoliopsida, Solanales, Solanaceae.
AUGCUUGAUUUUAUUAUGGAUAAGGAUAGUGAGCUGAAGGAUAUAAUACUUGAUGAUCGUAAUGAACCUGUUAGAGAUGUCAAAGUAGGAGAGAUAAAAAGGAUGGUUGUCAAAAAUACGAGAGAGUUUGAUGAUAAAGAUCAAAAGAAAGUUGAGAAGAAUUACAAGACAAAGAAACUGCUUGUCUGUGGCAUAGGACCUGCUGGGUAUAAUAGGAAUUUUGCUUGUGAAAAUAUUAAAGAAAUUUGGGAUUGCCUAAAGACAGAUCAUGAGGGAACAACUGAUAUGAAGGAUUCUAAAGUUUACAUUCUGACUACUCAGUAUGAAACUUUUAUCAUGGAAGAAGGAGAGACAAUUCAAGAAAUGCAUACAAGAUUCACUUCUAUCACAAAUGAGCUACACUUCUUAGGAGAAGUAAUUUCUUUGUAUAAGCAAAUGAUAAAAAUUCUAGGUGCUCUUCCUAAGUCUUGGGAAUGUAAUAUGGAUUCUAUUACUGAGGCAAAAAAUCUGAAGACUUUCACUAUGGAUGAACUCAUGAUAAUCUAA